Messenger RNA from Bactrocera tryoni, 570 nucleotides. RefSeq names its product secreted RxLR effector protein 161-like. The transcript is spliced from 2 exons. Bases 1 to 570 code for a protein of 189 amino acids. Lineage: Eukaryota; Metazoa; Arthropoda; Insecta; Diptera; Tephritidae. The record is from RefSeq and is a predicted model, not a curated record.
AUGGAAGAUUGUAGAGAUGCUACAACUCCAUUGGAUGCUGGGUUUACGGUUCAUUGCAGUAACGAAAUGUGCAAGAAGGUCGAUAAAGUGCAGUAUCAAUCAAUAGUAGGCGCGCUAAUGUAUUUAGCAAUAUCAACUCGUCCUGACAUCAUCCAUUCAGUUAGCAAAUUAUCUCAGCGUAAUACAAAUCCACAUAUAGAGCAUGAAGCUGGAGUAAAGCAUUUACUACGGUAUUUGAAGAAGACAGCGGAUUUUAAAUUACACUACGUAAAAACUGGCAAAGAUAUUGAGGGCUUUGCAGAUGCUGAUUGGGGUAGUGAUCCAACUGACCGUAAGUCCUAUACGGGGUAUGCUUUCGUAGCAGCUGGUGGUGUAUUCUCUUGGGAAUCUAAGAAACAGAGCGUCGUAGCUCUAAGUAGUACAGAAGCCGAGUAUAUAGCAUUAUCUGCGACAGCAAAAGAAGCAGCGUACAUUACCAAACUUCUAAAAGAAAUGGGUUUUGGCAAGAGCAGACCUAUGCAUCAGAAACUUUAUGAAGCAGCCUUUCUGACGAAGCAAAUAGACUAUUAG